AUGUCGGUUGUGGAUGCCUGGGAAGCCAUUUCUUCCGAGAUGUCGGUGACAAGCGUCGCCACGUGCGACAACACUCUUUCAUCUCCCCCAGGCCACAUUGAUGAUUCCAAAAAGAAGAAAAUUGAUCAAGGUCCUCUCCCAAAGGUCUAUCCCAUCAAGCUUGGGAGCAGAAAACUCUCAGCAAUGGACAUGCUCGCAUCACACGCGCGCCGCGGAAGUCGAAGCGUCCGUCCAAAGACGCAGCUGCGCGACGGGGACAUCCUCAUUCUUCGCGCGGGAUUCACCACUGGCAUGGGCGCAUUCGUCGGCCUCGAAGCCACAGAAGAGAGUGCCCAGUGGAUCCGGAAUCACCAUUUCGCUGUCGUGGCGACCGACACGCUCGGGUUCGAUCGAGGUCACCCCGAAUAUGCACCUUGA
Molecule: messenger RNA, 417 nt
Organism: Fonsecaea monophora
Lineage: Eukaryota; Fungi; Ascomycota; Eurotiomycetes; Chaetothyriales; Herpotrichiellaceae
Exons: 2
Coding region: 1-417 (138 amino acids)
Molecular function (GO): arylformamidase activity
Source: RefSeq, a predicted model, not a curated record